UAUGGAGAAUUGUUUGACAAGAUUGAUGUCGCCCGGGAGGGGAGCGUGGACUGGGAUAAGUUUGCUUCACACAUGUUACUGGAAUUUUAUGAAAAAGACGAUCGUGUGAAAUCUACACAGGUGCCACAAUGGAAGGACUUGAAAGCGUUACCAAGUCCACACAAGGAUGUCAUACAGAAGGUGGUCUUCCUGAAAAACACCAACAAAUACAUCGCUGUCAGUAAGGAGGGAACAAUAUCCAUUUGGCCCCAAGAUUUGAAGCAGUCAAGGUCAUUCAAGACAGGAACAGACACUUGUAAAGGUCGUGACCUUUGGAUCACACACUUUUGUGCUUUACAGAACAUCAACAAGCUGGCCCUCGCCUUUACCAGUAAAGAGAUAUCGAUUUAUGAUAUGAGCACCAAGUUGGAUUUUAACUGCCAGUAUAAGAUCCAAGGUUUGCCUUACACACCACUGACUCUCGACUACUGGUCAAAUCCUAACAACCCUAAUGAAGCAUUGUUGGUGUGGGGAGAUGUUGGAGGUUUUGUCAAUGUCAUAUUUUUUAAUUCUGCUAACAUUGCCUUAUUUGAGAGACCUCCAGCUCCAGCCGGGGAAAAGCAAGCUUGGCAAGAGCCAUGUCUCAGCGUCCAACUCCAGGAUGUGAUAGGAGAACAGACAUACAAGAAUGCCAAGUAUACUGUCCACGAGGCCCACAAGAAGGAGUGGGUUAGACAAGUGCGCUAUUCCCAGUACUUGGAAUGUUUUAUUAGUUGUUCUACCACAAAUAUAAACUCUAUGGUGAUUGGCUGGAUGGAGAAACACACCUCUGUUACUCCAAGCAAAAAUCAACAAAUCAGUAAAGAAAUUUUACGAAAGUCAGAGUUUCACAUUUCACAGGGAAUCAAUGCAUUUGAUUACAAUCAGACUCUUAAUCUUAUUGCGACAGCCGGUGUGAACCACCAUGUAUGUCUGUGGAAUCCCUAUGUUGUCUCCAAACCAAAUGGGGUGUUAAGAGGUCACAUGGCCAGUGUAAUACAGGUGCAUUUCAUGAAGAGUCGAGCACAGCUGAUCAGUUUCUCUAAAGACAAGGUCCUAAGGAUCUGGGAUGUCCAGCUCCAAGUCUGUAUCCAGAGGCUGGCUGGAAUGUUCCCUAAGGGGCCAGAAGUGUACAGCUGCCUGUAUUUUGACGAACAAAGGGAGAGAAGUGGGUUAGAGAAAAAUCGCCUGCUCAUUACGUUUAACUACCAACUUACCAUGAUGGAAAUGAAGGCCGAGAUUCGGGAUCGUGUUAUGUCUCAUGAUAAACCAGUGAUCGCAGCCAUCUAUAACAGCACCUACAACCAGGUGGUCAGUGUUUGCCAGACGGGCAUCCUUAUCAUCUGGAUGAUUGAUACAGGUCAAAAGGUCAAACAGUUCUCUAGUGCCCAUGGCAACUCAGAAGUCACAUGUCUGUCUCAGGAUCCAACAGGCACAAAACUAUUUACAGGCAGUACAGAUGGAACAGUCAAAAUUUGGGAUUUCAAUGGUCAUAACUCUCACUCUCUGGAGUGUGCUGGUGGCCAGCCGGCCGACGUGGGGCAGGUACUCAACCUCAAACGCAGUGUUGUAGUGGUGGGAUGGGCCAGAUAUGUGACAAUAUUCCGAGACUCCUCUCUACGAGACACAGGUGCCCUGUUUUCACAGGUCCAGCCCUCAGAAUGGAAAGGAGGACAGGAACACCCAGAGGAUAUCCUCUGCUCUGCCUUUACUGGUCCGAACACCAUGGUUAGCGGAUCGUAUGACGGGGAGAUCGUGGUAUGGAACACAAACUCGGAACAAGCGUCACGUCACCUUAGUCAACGAUCGCGCCGGAAGAUGCUGAAAUCUCGCACAAAAUCUGUCCUCUCUUCAACAAAUCGGGAUGUGGCGAGGACAUCAGAGGCAGAUGUUGAGGCUCGUCCCAAGUCUCGUCCUAAUUCUCGUCCCAAGUCGACUAGCAAUGGUGGCACAAAGGAAGAACAGAAUGAAUUUGGAUUUGCUGUAUCACGACUGAUUUUCUUGGAAAGUAGAAAAACCAAUUCUGGUGGCGGUGGGGCCAACCUCAUGUCCUGUGGAGGUAGCGGGUUUGUCCGAUUCUGGAAUACAUCUACUAGUUCUUUAGUGGCAGAGUUUACAGCUCAUCCAAAUGCGAGCAUCAUCAUGGCAACAGACAAAUUAAAUCAGUGGUUAGUAACUGGUGAUGCUGAUGGGAACAUCAAGGUCUGGGAGAUCACUGAGUACUGCAUGCAUGGUCAGACAGAUGUCAUCCUCAAAUCUAGUCCUCCAAUGAAGUGUCAGUUCCAAGCCCACAACGACAUGAUAAACUCCAUUGACCUGUGUGAGAGGAACGAACGAAGUCUUAUCAUCACAGCGUCCUCCGACUGCAGCGUCGCUGUUCAUGACGUCCGUGGCAACAAGAUUGGUAUCUUUGGACAGGAAGAACAUUGGAAGAUAGAGACGUAUGAUCCAGCGGAGGAACUAGAAGACGAGGAAGGCAACAGUGAUGAGGAGCCUGAGGAACAAGAGGAGGAAGAUUUGGAAAUUGAGGUGGAGAGUGUGUGGGAGCCUGAUGAACGCGCUAUCACAGAGCCGGACACACACAGGUUCAACACCUGGGACAAUACCUGUUUAGGUAAGAAUUACCAGGAGACAAGAGUACGUAAAAGAGAGAGGAAACAACCAGGGACGAUUCCAAACCUACCCUACCUGACUUGGGAGAAAACCGGACAGGCACCGGCUGGCCCUUACUCUCAACAACCCAGCAGUGGCAUAAAUGUUGUAUAUUGGACGGCAUUGGAGACCCAGAUUUUAUUGGACUUUGAUCCUCCAUCAAAACCAGACGUCGUUACCAUGACGCAGACUGCGAGUCACCCGAUUAAUAUUCCUAAACUUCCAGCACUUGUUGACAGAAGACAUAUCUUUAAAAGAUCGGUUUCUCUGAAACAGCCUGUUCCAGAGAAAGAAAUCUUCCCAAAAUACAUUUUGGAUUUUGAGGCCAAAAUGAAGAGCUACCACAAGAUGCAGCUUAAUCAACAACUGGGUGGUGGGUUGAAGGGCAAGCUUGGUGUCGGAGGUGCAGGGCGGACAAGUCUACAGAACAUUGGGCUUCAGCUAGGGCAGCAUGCCUUGAAGUCGCCACCUAAAGCUCUGAACAAAUCACUCAAGGUUCCGGGUAGCCGGAAACCUGGAUCACGGAGAACCUCUGUUUCCAUCUCAGAAAUGUCCUAGUCAAAUGACUGUUACAAACAAUUGCUGAUUUAUCAAAGUGGCAUUCAAUUUUACUGUGAAAUCUGAUGGCUAAGAUUAUCUAGUGACUGUCUGAUGUGUGUAUAGAUAUCGGCUUAUAUUGUCAAUGGAAGAUUUAUGACUGAAACAGUCGUGGGAUUGUCUUCUCACAGGGAUUUACCGCUGAAUUGGCCAAAAUAUUUUCCGUCCAAGGUGCAAGAACUAUGAAAUGACAUCAUUAUUAAAAUCUUAUACAGCUGUUUGACUUUAAGUGCCUAUUCUUACUGUAUUACAAAAGCAUUACUGUAUGUAUUUGCACAUGUACCAAAAAUGGAGAUAAAUAUUGCAAUAUGUUGAUAAGAGUAAAUCCAAUUCUCAAUAUUUUUACAUUGCACUCCUUAUGUAUUUUCUCUUUCUAUUACUUGGUCUUUCAUCUGACAUGUGCAAAAAGGUCAAGAAUUGCAAUAUUUCAAUCUCGUGUCCUUUUGUACAAUCAAGGCCUGCAUUGCUGACCUGGACCAAAACACUACAAGCCUGAAAUGUGUUACACAUUCGGGCCUCAUGUGCCUCUUGAUUUUGUAUGUCUGUGAUAAAAAGAAAAUGUAUGUGAUAAUAAUUUCAUUGUAGAUUUAAUUUCGUUAUUUUGCCAUAAUUUAUAUACAUUUGAGUAUGCAUUGUACCAUGAUAAAGUACAAUUCUACAUUCCUUUCAUCGUUGAUUUUUAAAUUAUUGAUAUGUUGUAUCAACUGAAUAUAUUGCGUGUGUGAUGUUGUUAACUAUAUAUAUUUCUAAUAUUAAAUUCAAGAACACCGAGCUGCUGAUAUUACAUUAUUGCAAAUAAAAAAACUGACACCCGA
This is a messenger RNA of Pecten maximus, 4082 nucleotides long. Its product is annotated as WD repeat-containing protein 49-like. Gene Ontology annotation, molecular function: protein binding. Lineage: Eukaryota; Metazoa; Mollusca; Bivalvia; Pectinida; Pectinidae. The record is from RefSeq and is a predicted model, not a curated record.